Cladocopium goreaui is the source of this 1596-nucleotide messenger RNA. Lineage: Eukaryota; Dinophyceae; Suessiales; Symbiodiniaceae. The record is from the annotation of a GenBank genome assembly.
AUGAUGAUUGGAGAUGUGAAAGAACCGAUGUUGGCAAUGAUGGAGACGGUAAAACGAGGCAUCCGUUGGAUGAAAUUCAUCCAAGGCCCAUCCAACGGUGCGGUUGACCCGGCGAAGAGACGCUGGAAGAAAGACGUGCUGAAACCAGAGCGUGGUGCACCAAGUCGUACUGGACAGGGAUGGCCGGUCCAAUGGGCUGUGAGGAGACUCCAACAAGGAGAAUCUUUCACUUUCACGACCAAAGAAGGGCACCAAGAGACCUUUGAUCCCAUCAUUCCUGCAGCUUGGUUUCAGGAAGCUCAGAGCAGCAGCGUUUCGGAGACUCCACAAGAGGUUGAGGUCUUUAUGACUGUGGCAGGGCGUCAGGACAAAGGUGGCUCAGUGACGCGACAAGUGACGCUGGAGGAGAUGGAAAAGUUGGUUCCGGUCUCCUUUGUGCCGCAGCUGCUGCCACCAGCGCUGGCGGAUCAUUUCCUGCGCAGCUUCCAACAGGAGGCAAAGACGUGGCAUACAUCCAAGCGUUGGCUCUACGAAAAGGAGAUUGAAAGCCACCGUGUCGAAUCCGGUUUCCGUUUCAACGACCUGGGCGUGACAUCGACGUCCCGCUGGGAGAGCAGUGGCUUUGGGGAUGACCUGCGAUACCUUCGGGGCCAGGUGAUCACCGCGGUGCAACGAGCACGGGCCCAGUUACGCCGGCAAUGGCGCGCGGCUGCUUCCAGCGCUGGAAGCUGCGAUUCCCGGCCCUUGACCAAAGAGGAGCUGGCGCAGGAAACCGUGGCCCUCGCGAGUCGUGGGCAGCGCUUGUCCGCCAAGAGUAUCGAAUGGCUGGUGCGUUAUGCGGCCAGCAGCUACGCCCUGAAGGCCUGGCGUUGGGAGCCCAACUUUUGCGUGGCCAACCUCUACCGCGACCAGGAGGAUUUCCUGGGUGCCCACAGCGACCCAGUGGAGCUGAUCGGUCCCUGGGCCAUCGUGGCCUCGGUGACCUUCGGCGCGGCGCGCCAGUUUCGGAUGAAGCCGGUGGCGCAGAUCGCCACGGAACGGGAAGGUGGUGGACGCAUCACCUCCUUUAGCAUCCGUUUGCCACACAACUCGCUGCUGGUGUGCUGGGAAGGUUUCCAAGAAUUUUGGCGCCAUGAGGUUCCCAAAGACAAGGGCCUCACAUCGCACAGCAUCAGCGGCCCGGCGCGGCUGAAUUUCACCUUCCGGAAAUCCGUGGGUGCAGUGGCAGCCCGGAAGCCCAUGUGCCAUUGCGGGCGCAAGGCGGACUUGAAACCCGUGUUGAAAGCUUCAGAGAAUCGGGGACGAUAUUUCUGGUCCUGCAGAAAUCCACGUGUCAAGAAAGGGACCUACCGCACCUGCGACUUCUUCAAGUGGGACGAUGAACUCCUGCGGGCGAAAGAUGCCAAGGACGUGGCAUUCUUCACCGAUCGGGACAGCACCGCUCCCUUGCCAAAUGCGCUCUCAAGAGUGGUGGUGGCAGGACCGGUUGAGCACUGGCAGCAAAGCUCAAGUGGUGAAGUGUUGGCACCCGGAGGGGGCACCCAAAGAAACACAUUCUGUUCUGAGCCCAUUAUCUUUGGGAUGCAUGCCAAGUGA